This is a messenger RNA of Sphenostylis stenocarpa, 4119 nucleotides long. The record is from the annotation of a GenBank genome assembly. NCBI's taxonomy places the organism in Eukaryota, Viridiplantae, Streptophyta, Magnoliopsida, Fabales, Fabaceae.
AUGAGCUAUCACAUGAAUAAUGAGGAUACACGCAGAGGUUUGAAAAGAAAGCCCCCAUACAUGGAUCGAGGGCAAGAACGGGGACCUUACAAUAUGAAUUCUAGACCUUAUGACAGGAACAUGGUUCCAGAUGGUUGGUUUGACUGCCCAGCACAUGGGCAAAAACUAGGACGCAUAAUCCCUUCGAAGGUUCCACUUGGUGAAUCCUUCAAUGAUUACAUUCCAAAUGAAAAAUAUACUCCUACACAAGCUAUUCAUCAACAAAGAGUCUUAGGUCGAGAACUUGGUUUAGUGAUUGAUUUGACAAAUACUACUCGUUACUAUCCAUUAUCAGAUUGGACAAAAGAAGGAAUUGGUCAUGUCAAGAUAAGAUGCAGGGGAAAAGAUGCUGUGCCUGAUGAUGACUCUGUAAAAAAAUUCUGUGAUGAGUGCUUGAUAUCUUACUGGAGGUUUUAUGAUUUAUACUUGUUAGAUAUUCGUUUUAGGUUCAAGAUUUUUGCUCCCAAAGAAAAAAUGAAAAGAAAUAUAUACUUGUACAUUGCACCCAUGGGCAUAAUCGUACAGGCAAUAAAUAAAUUUGCUUUGGCACGCCACCCAGGAAUUUACAAGCAGGACUAUAUUGACGCCCUGUACAUGUUUUACCAUGAAAAAAAGCCGGAAGAUCUUGUUUGUCCUCAAACCCCUGAAUGGAAGAGAACUUCUGAUCCUGAUUAUCAUGGCACAACUGUUCCAGCUGUGGACAAUUAUGGACACAUUCCAACACAGGAGAAUAUUGUGAGAAGUGAAGUAUUGACAAAUGAUGAUGUCUUGGGAGAUCCAAUUCCUCCAAAUCAGCUCCGUGCCAUGCAAGAAGUUUGUUAUGAACUGCUCAAGUUAGGCACAGGGGGAAGAGGACGUUCGCAGUUUCCUGGAUCACACCCUGUUUCUCUGAACAGGGAAAAUCUGCAACUCUUGAGACAACGAUAUUACUAUGCCACGUGGAAAGCUGAUGGGACACGCUAUAUGAUGCUGAUUACUUGUGAUGGAUGUUAUUUGAUUGAUAGAAAAUUUCUUUUCCAAAGGAUCAAUAUGCGAUUUCCUUGCAGAUAUUCAAAUGGGAGUACACCUGAGAGGAAUCACCACUACACAUUACUUGAUGGGGAGAUGAUUAUUGACAGGGAUCCACAAACCAAUAAGCAAGAGAGAAGAUACCUCAUUUAUGAUUUGAUGGCAAUCAAUCAGGUCUCUUUAACAGAGCUUCCGUUUUAUGAAAGGUGGAAACUUCUGGAGAAAGAAGUAAUUGAACCUCGUAACAUGGAACGAGAUGGCCUUUCAAAGAGUACAAAUCCUUAUUAUAGAUAUGAUUUGGAACCAUUUAGUGUGAGGAGGAAGGGAUUUUGGUUACUAUCUACUGUGUCAAAGCUCCUUCAUAAAUUUAUUCCACAAUUAUCGCAUUCAUCAGACGGUCUUGUAUUCCAGGGUUGGGAUGAUCCAUAUGUCCCUCGCACACAUGAAGGUCUUCUGAAGUGGAAAUACCCUGAGAUGAACUCUGUUGAUUUCCUCUUUGAGGUGGGAGCUGGGGAUCGUCCCUUGCUUUUUCUGUUUGAACGUGGAAGGAAGAAGUUAAUGGAGGAGAAUGUUAUUUUUAAAGAUGCAUCAGACAUUUCUUCCUAUUCAGGAAAGAUCAUUGAAUGCUACUGGGAUUCCGUGGGUCGUCAUUGGGUCUGUAUGCGGAUCAGAAUAGACAAAGCAACUCCAAAUGAUAUCAAUACCUAUAGAAAGGUAAUGCGAAGCAUAAAGGAUAACAUCACAGAAGAUGUCUUACUGAAUGAGAUCAAUGAGACAAUUUGCCUACCCUUGUAUGCCGACAGAAUACAAAGGGAUAUCAAGGCUCACCAGCACAUGGUCUCUUCUAGGCGCAAUUCUCCGGGAAUAGCAUUGUAUUUAUGUCCUCAACGUUCCAUCACCAACCACUGUUUCGUUAUCUCCGUCCCGGAACCUUCCAAAAUGCCUCUUCUGCCUCUCUGCAGCAUGCUCUUCUUCUUUGCCUUCUUGCUCUUCCUCCCUCUGACACCCACAUUCCAAAUCCCGUUGGUAGCCCCAGUCUCAAAAGACCCCUCUACCCAACUCUACACCCUCUCCCUCUUCCUCAAAACCCCACUCCAGCACACCAAACUCCACCUCGACCUCGGUUCCUCCCUCGCCUGGCUCCUCUGCGACUCCACCUACAACUCCUCCUCCUCCCACCACAUCCCCUGCAACGCCUCCCUCUGUGACUCCUUCCCCUCCAAUGCCUGCUCCAACGACACGUGCGCCCUCUUCCCGGAAAACCCCCUCACAAGAACCACCCUUCUCGACACCGCCCUCGUCGACUCUCUCGCCCUUCCCACCUACGACACCUCCUCUCAGAGCCCACUCGUUCUCAUUUCCGAUUUCAUCUUCUCCUGUGCAACGGCCCAUUUGCUCCAAGGCCUCGCCACCAAUGUGACCGGACUAGCCGCUUUGGGCCGGUCCAAUUACUCCCUCCCGGCCCAAGUAAGUACGGCACUAAGUUCCCCGCGUUCUUUCUCUCUAUGCUUGCCUUCUUCGUCCAACACAGGCGCAGCUAUCUUCUCCUCCAACACCAUCUCUUACUUUUUCUCUUCCAAAAUUGAGCUCACUUACACACCCCUAAUUCUAAACCCCGUCGCCGACACUGUCGUCACCCACAACUCACAACCGUCCGAUGAGUAUUUCAUAAACCUCACCUCCAUCAAGAUCAACGGCAAAGCCCUUCCCAUCAACGCCUCCAUCUUAACCGUCGAUCAAACCGGCUUCGGUGGGACCAAGAUCAGCACUGCGGAGCCCUACACCGUUUUGGAAAGCUCCAUUUACAAGUUCUUCGUCCAGUCUUUUGUCAACGAAUCCUCCGCUUUUAACUUAACGGUGACGGAGGCCGUUGAGCCCUUUGGCGUGUGCUACCCUGCGGGAGACCUCACGGAGACCAGAGUGGGACCCGCGGUUCCGACCGUUGACCUGGUGAUGCAGAGCGAGGACGUGUUUUGGAGAAUCUUCGGGGGCAAUUCGAUGGUGAGGAUUGAAAAGGGGGGAGUGGAUCUGUGGUGCUUGGGUUUCGUGGAUGGUGGGAGCCGUAGGAGGACGGGCGUGGUGAUUGGAGGGCAUCAAUUGGAGGAUAAUGUAGUGCAGUUUGAUCUUGACUCAAAUAGAUUUGGUUUCACCUCGUCUCUGUUGCUCCAGGGUGCCAAGUGUUCAGUUGGAGCCAAACCAACACAGCCUCUGAAAAACGUUCCUUCCAGUGGACAAAUCCCGAUGAUGAGGCCAAAAGAGAAGGUGGUGUUGGUGAUGGGAGCAACGGGGAGCGGGAAAACGAGGUUGUCGGUGGACCUAGCAACAUGUUUUCCAUCAGAAAUCAUAAACUCUGACAAAAUGCAAGUCUACGAAGGGCUUGACAUUGUCACCAACAAGGCCUCCAAAGAGGAGCAGCGUGGGAUCCCACAUCAUCUGUUGGGGACACAGAACCCCAACAUGGAGUUCAACGCCUCGGAUUUCUGCGACGUGGCCUCACGCGCCAUCGAGUCCAUCACGCGCCGGGACAAGGUUCCGAUAGUGGUGGGAGGGUCCAACUCGUACAUGGAGGCGCUGGUGGAGAGGUUCGGUCCGAGGUUUGAGUGGUGCUUUCUGUGGGUCGACGUGUCCAUGCCUGUGCUCCAUUCCUACGUGGCGCGGCGCGUGGACGACAUGCUCGGUGGCGGAAUGGUGAACGAGUUGAGACCGUUUUUCAACGUGAACGGGGAUUACUCGCGAGGGAUUCGGAAGGCCAUUGGGGUGCCGGAAUUCGACGCGUAUUUCCGGCGGGAGGGGGUGGCAAGCGGCGAGACGCGGAUGAGGCUGCUUCAGGAGGCGGUGAUGGACGUGAAGAGGAACACGUGUCACUUGGCAUGCAAGCAACUUGGGAGAAUCCACAUGCUCCGAAGUGUUAAGGGGUGGAAGAUCCACCGCGUUUGCGCCACGUCGGUGUUUCAGAAAAGUGGGCACGAGGCGAAUGAGAUGUGGAAGAACAUGGUGGCGCAACCUUGCGCCUCCAUUGUUUCUCAGUUUCUCUAUAGUUCUUCCCAUGCUGCUUCUGAGAGACUCACGUAA